Molecule: messenger RNA, 987 nt
Organism: Aspergillus udagawae
Lineage: Eukaryota; Fungi; Ascomycota; Eurotiomycetes; Eurotiales; Aspergillaceae
Product: putative mRNA decapping hydrolase
Exons: 3
Coding region: 1-987 (328 amino acids)
Biological process (GO): deadenylation-dependent decapping of nuclear-transcribed mRNA
Cellular component (GO): nucleus; P-body
Molecular function (GO): hydrolase activity; RNA 7-methylguanosine cap binding
Source: RefSeq, a predicted model, not a curated record
AUGCAGAUCCUCGGCAGUGGAGAGAAGAUUAUCCCCGAGGCUUUAAUUCCCAAGUUUGAAAUCAACAGACUUCUCAAGCAAGAUCAAAAUGGCCGCCGUAUCGCCAUACUCGGGGCUAUUGACGGCAAGCAAGGCAUCCUGAUUGCAGAACGAGCAGCAUUCGCAACCGAAUCCCUCGAAGUCCUUAAGGCAUUCCACGCUGCAAUCAGCAGAGUGAAGAAUCUCGGCGACAAUGACAUAUACCGGUGGUACUUGGCAUCGUCAGGCGCAGGCCAGGUUGAACCGCCGUUUCACGACCUCAAACUCAAUCUCAUAUGGCCUUGCACGGAAAAGCACAUCAAAAAAUACUCAGAUCAGCUACUACGCAUGGUGACCGAGACGCCGGAGAUCUACCGUGACUAUGUGCGGCCGUAUAUGAGCGCUCAACGGGAGGAAGGCAGACUGAACUGGGUCUUUAAUAUCCUGGAAGGCCGGACGGAGCAGGAGGACGUGAUUCUACGGGAUGCGGGCGAGGGCCCCGAUGAUGGGUUCCUGAUGCUCCCUGACCUCAACUGGGACAGAAAGACGAUGAGCUCUCUGCAUUUGCUGGCCCUCGUGCAACGGCGAGAUAUCUGGAGUUUGCGUGAUCUCAAGAAGAAGCAUAUCCCUUGGUUGCGGUAUCUGAGGCAGAGGCUGCUUGAGGGAACAGUGAAGAUGUAUCCAGAAUUGGAGCAGGACCAGCUGAAGCUAUACGUUCAUUACCAACCGACCUACUACCACUUUCACAUCCACGUGGUCAACGUCAUGCUCGAGGCGGGUGCGACACAAGCAACAGGAAAAGCCUUCGGGCUGGAAAAUCUCAUUUCUCAAUUGGAGACUCUCUCUGGGGACCAGGAUGCAAGCAUUGCGGAUGUCAGUUUGACAUACUACCUCGGAGAGGCCAGCGAGCUGUGGACGAAUGUCUUCUAUCCGCUGAAGAACGGGUCGAAGCCAGCAACUGGGAACUGA